AUGCCGGACACAUCGGAACCGCCAACAUUCCCCUUGGAGCUGCAGUGUCAAACUUGUGGAAGAAUAUUUACCUCAGAGGGUGGCCUCAUAAUGCACAUAGAAAAUAUGCACAGCGGAGCUAGACCAUUUCCAUGCCCCAGGUCAGAUUGCAAUAAAACAUUUCCAUCAACAGAACAUCUGAGAAAACAUAUGCGAAACACCCAUCAUCCUUCCAGGUUGAAAUGUGCUCAAUGUGAUUCAGUUUAUUCAACGAAUUCUGCACUACGACGACACGAAAGGAUCCACUCAAAACUGAGGAGGUACACUUGCUCUCGUUGUGGCGCAGGUUUCGACUUGAGUGAACCAUACAAAAUCCAUCUUCGUCAACAUGACGGUCUGCAACCGUACUCUUGUUCUAUAUGCGGAAAGAAGUUCACAUCAAGAGCAGUUUGCAGAAGACAUCGCAUAAGUCACAAUAAAGUUCCAUAG
Molecule: messenger RNA, 468 nt
Organism: Ostertagia ostertagi
Lineage: Eukaryota; Metazoa; Nematoda; Chromadorea; Rhabditida; Trichostrongylidae
Source: the annotation of a GenBank genome assembly